AUGCGUAGUAAAUUAUCGCAAUUACUGCUUGGCGUUGUUGCCUUGGGAACCGGGUGUGUCUUGUUGGUCUCCAGCAAUGCGGACGACACGGGGUUGGCGGGGGAGCGACACGCGGCGUACCAAGCCUUGGCAUCCGCGGCAUCCUUCCAAAGCAUCGUCGAGACGUGGCAUACCCGCGCCACGCAACUCAUCGACCGUACCGUCGAUCUCCAUUCGAAAUACGAUGCAGUGGAGGAGUCGGUAUUUGAAGCGGAGCAAGCGAUCCGACUCUUCAACGCGCAACAACUCAAAGUUGUCAUUGAAGGCUUCGACGCCGUACACGAAGCGGAACUCGAGCGGCGAGCCAUACAGCAGCCACAGGACUUGGAAGAUGUUCCCAUGCCGCUUACCAAGGACGAAUUCCGCAAUGCCAUUCCGUUGGAUAGUAUAGUCGAUCCGAGUGACGUGCGGAUGGAGCACUGGGUAGUGGAUUACAUUGACAGGGUACUGAACGAACGCACACCGCCCACGCAGGUGCAAACAACGCCGUCACCCACACACUCGUGCGUGACACCACAGAAGGCAGUCCAGGAAGUACACGCCGCCUUGGUACGACACGCGACGGACGGAAUCGGUAUGGAAGAUCACGCGAGGGGAGCCAGAAUUGUGCACGAAAUGACCACCACUACCUACACGCCACCGCCACAAUCACACCAGCGGCUGGGAAACGUCUGGUGGCGCAGGUUUAUUCCACAAGACUGGGAAUCCUUUCUCCCCAGCGGAUGGGAGGAAUGGGAUGCACGUGUACCGCUCUUCUUCUCGCAUACAUUUGGAAGCAAGGCUCCGGUGAGUGCCAAACCGGAGUCUAUUCUAAUACCCUUGACGACGCCAGGCGCUUGUUGGCCCAUGGACGGCUCUAACGGACACGUCACUCUAGCCCUGGCGUAUCCGGUCGCAGUCAGCGCAAUCACCAUCGAUCACGUAUCCAAGUAUCUGCUCAACGAACCCUCGGAGCAGCUCACGAGUGCCCCCAAGGACUUUCGAAUCGUCGCGUAUCCUCCCUGUAUUGAGCAUUGCCACGGCUUGUCCUUUGACGUCAACGAUCCCUUUGAUCUAGCGCAGGGAACCUUUGAAAGAGACGGCACGACCGUGCAAACCUUUGCUACGCAGAAUCUCGAUCCACCAUUACUCGGGCGCGAGCACACAAUGGAGGAAGGAUCGUGCUCGGCAGCUGCCGCGACGACUUGCGGUGUACCGGAUGCCAACCAAGGCUUGGUGGCGGCCGUGCAAGUACAAAUUUUGAGUAAUUGGGGGAAUGAAGAUUACACCUGCCUGUAUCGGAUUCGUGUUCACGGAGAAUCAGCCGAUCUAUAG
Molecule: messenger RNA, 1353 nt
Organism: Phaeodactylum tricornutum CCAP 1055/1
Lineage: Eukaryota; Bacillariophyta; Bacillariophyceae; Surirellales; Neidiaceae
Gene: UNC84/SAD1
Product: Sad1 and UNC84 domain containing
Exons: 1
Coding region: 1-1353 (450 amino acids)
Biological process (GO): nuclear envelope organization
Cellular component (GO): nuclear envelope
Molecular function (GO): protein-membrane adaptor activity
Source: RefSeq, a predicted model, not a curated record